Molecule: messenger RNA, 2291 nt
Organism: Octopus bimaculoides (California two-spot octopus)
Lineage: Eukaryota; Metazoa; Mollusca; Cephalopoda; Octopoda; Octopodidae
Product: organic cation transporter protein
Biological process (GO): transmembrane transport
Cellular component (GO): membrane
Molecular function (GO): transmembrane transporter activity
Source: RefSeq, a predicted model, not a curated record
UGAUAUCAGCUGAUUAAGAGUUGUAUUUAUUAGUGUUCAUUAAUCUUUCUCCCCAUGUCAUAUAUUGUUUCAACAAGAUAAUAUUGCUGUUAGUACCAACAUUAUAAAUUUCAGAACACAAACUUUUCUGUGAUAAUGGAUUAUGAAGCAACUAUCAAAAAUAUUGGAAGUUUUGGUUUCUACCAGAAGUUAGUUCUAGGCCUUAUAGGUUUGUUGUACAUAGGAAGUGGUAUGCAAACACUAUUAAAUGUGCUUAUACUUUAUGUUCCAGAUUUCAGAUGUACCAGUAACCACACUUAUGGUAACAUUACAUACAACAUCACAAAAGAUGAAUGUUACCUUUAUCCAAAUAAUGAGACUGAAUUUAAUACUACAGACAGAACUGAGGAAAGCAUUGCCUGUAAAUCUUGGGUAUAUGAUAAAACAGAUUUUACAGCUACAGCUGCAACAGACAUGAACUUCGUAUGUGAAAAAGCUGACCUGAUCCCUCUCAUAAAUAUGGUUUUAAUGGGUGGAAUUUUGGCUGCAUCUUUAGUUUUGGGAUUUCUUUCUGACUGGAAAGGUCGCAAACUAGCUGAGAUCAUAGUUCUGGUUAUUCAGGUCCUAUGUACACUGCCACUCUACUUUAUCAAAACCAGUGAACUCCUUAUUUUCCUGAGAUUCUUUGGAGGAGUAUCUGUAUUAGGUGCUUUUAUAGCAGUAUACAUAAUUUCACUGGAAAUUGUACCAAGCGAUUACCUACCUUAUGUUAGUCUAUACAGUCAAGUGAUGUUUUCUGUUGGAGAAUUAGUUGUUAUAGGCAUUGCUUACUGUACUCGGGAGUGGCACCUUCUCUGUCUUGUGCUAGCCAUCAUCUAUUUCAUCUUUUUGUUCUUUAUGUUUUUUAUUGAUGAAUCUCCUCGUUGGCUAAUUUCAAAAGGGAAACUAGACAAAGCUGAAACGAUUCUUAGAAAAAUAGCCAAGAGAAAUGGAAAGAAGUUUUAUGCAAUGCUUACAGAAAGAACAUCUAAUAAUGAAACAGUUGCAGUGAAUGGCAGUUUUGGAGAUAUAUUUAAAUCAAGAAUUCUCUUAUAUCGAGCAUUCAAUGUGUUUUUCAACUGGAUAGCUGUGAACAUAGUGUAUUAUGGUUUAAUGUUUGGAUCAGCCACUCUGGCAGGAGAUUUGUUUGUGAGUACUUCCCUGAUGGCAGUUGUUGAGCUGGCCUCAUAUGUAGUACUAAUUUUACUUGCAAAGAAAUGUGGUAGAAAAACACUAUACAGUUCAUCAGUAAUUUUGACUGGAGUUUUCUGCUUUUCAUCAGGAUUUGUAAAAGUUUGGGCAGCAGAUAUAGUUUGGCUUUCAACUCUUCUUUUAUUGGCUGGAAAAUUUGCAGCUUCAGCAGCAUUUGCUAUAAUUUACAAUUACACAACAGAACUCUUUCCCACUGUUAUACGUAACACUAUACUUGGUUUGAGUUCUUGCUUUGGAAGAAUUGGUAGCAUGGCAGCUCCUUACAUUCUUGUUGCUGGAAAAGAAAUGGAAUCUAAAUUUGGCAUUGGUUUACCCGUUAUUCUCUUUGGAAUUUUUGCUAUAAUAGCUGGUCUAUUAUCUUUAUUUCUUCCUGAGACUAAAGGGUGUAAUUUACCAGACACAUUUGAAGAGGGAGAAAAUAUAGGACAGAAAGUGAAGCAUAAAACUAAUGGUGAAGAUAAUAAUUGAGUGGUUUCAGACUAAUCUGUGAAACUCUUUUUGGAGGGUGAAGAAAACUUUCAAUGAAAAAUCAUUCAACUGAUGUAUGAAUAUAUGCCGCAGAACCAGUAUAGGUAUCUAGCAGUCUUAAAACACAAACCGUCCUUUCUGUGAUUGAAAUUUUCAAUUUAUAUUUGAUACUUUGAAAAAAUUUAGAUGAUUGCAACAUUAGUACAUGACAACAUUACAACAAAAAAAUAACAACAAUAAGGAAAUUUAAAUAAUUACAACACUGAAAAAUAACACAACUGCAACAACGAUCCUAACAAUGAUUUCUUUUGACUUGGAAUAAGAUCUAUUGUGAAUGAUGAAGGAUACUCCUUUGCAGCUGAAUGGACCUCACUGUAUAACAGGUAUUUGUUAUCAUCCUACCACAAGCAUGCAAUUCACAAAGAUACAGAAAUCAAAGUUUAAUUUUUUAUCCUUUUCUUUUUAUAAAUCUUACAAUAGACCCAAUCUGGAAAAUGGAAACUUAAUAAAAAGAAAAACAUCACCAAAAUAUGUGAAAAUCCAAAAUAUAUUUAAAUAAAAAUGAAAAUAUCAACAGAAAAAACAAUGUCAUA